Molecule: messenger RNA, 3979 nt
Organism: Nerophis lumbriciformis (worm pipefish)
Lineage: Eukaryota; Metazoa; Chordata; Actinopteri; Syngnathiformes; Syngnathidae
Source: RefSeq, a predicted model, not a curated record
AAAACAGAGGAGUGGGCGGAGCUUGAGCCAUAGGGGGUGGGGCUUGAAAACCAGAAUGUGACUGGUACUGACUAGACUUAUAAUUAACAAAAAUGUCCUGAUAGUAUUUAAUUGUUGAAUUAAAGUCAUUUGGAGGCGGCUGACAGAAAGAGGUGACUGAAUUUAAAAAAAUGUCUUCGUCUAUGACGUCAUCACCAGUGGACGGGAUGACGUCAUCCGCGCGGGUCUCCUGCUGACUGACAGCCCAAUCAGUGAACUGUUUGGCAAAGUGAGUGAUGGGAUUACCAAACAUCGGCGGGGGGGAAUCCUGAACUGCUUGGCUGUGUUCUGGAGGGAAGAAUUGCGGGGGUGGCGCGUCUCUGUCGCGAGCUGAAGCCGUCUUGUGCGACUUCCGCCUUCGCCGACGCGUGCGAGCGGGCUGGGAGCGGACCUCCCCGGGCCAGAUGGAGUCGAUCGGGACCAGAACACCUCCAGGUCCCCAUAUCAUCUCCUCAUCUGGAUUGCAGCGGAGCGUCUCUGCCUCCAUCGCUCGGAGGACCAUCCACGCACCUUCUUCAUCCACCUCCGUCAGGCCCGAUGCGAAAGAACUCUUUGCUGGCUUCGUACUGUGACGACCGGGGCGCAUGGUGAUGCGGGGUUCGUUCUCUCAGGAAUGCAGACGGGCGUCAGACACAGCGUGCAGGUAAGAAAGUAUUUAUUUGAUAAUUAACUUAUACUGGAAUAAAGAAAAGGGUGCUCAUAGCACAUAAGGCAAAAACUAAAAGAGCUAGCAUGGGAGCUAGAAGGUAAAAAAAGGAGUUUAGCGUGGAAGCUAACAGGUACAGAGCCAGAACAAAAAGUCGUCAACUGUUGCAUGAAAACAAACUACGAAGCCAGAACGAAUGACAGGGAGGACAGACUUAAAUAAUAAUGUCAGUGAUGACAAACAGGUGCGUGUCGGGAACAAACGCGGCAGGUGAAAAUAAUAAGCAGCCAUGGCAACAAACUCAGGUGUACAAAACAGGUACUCAAGGAGUCCAAAACUAACCAAAAACACAAGUAUCUAGAAAACGUAAACAAAAAAUAUGAUCCGGGCAGCGGAUCAUAACACCACGGUUCUUCCAUGUUAGAGGUGAACUAAGUGUUGUGGAUGGACUUUUACUGAAGCGAAACCGAAUAGUCAUUCCACAAACAUUGAGGCAGGACAUACUACAAAGAAUCCAUGGAGGUCAUCUAGGGAUUGAAAAGUGCAAGAGACGAGCACGCGACACUGUAUACUGGCCUGGAAUCAACAAAGACAUUGACAACAUGAUUGGCAGAUGUUCAACAUGUCAAAAAUACAGAAACAAACAAACCAAAGAACCCAUGAUAUUGCCUGAAGUUCUUACUGCACCAUGGCAGAAAGUGGGAAUGGACUUGUUUUAUUUGAAGGGCAAAGAGUAUGUUGUUGUCAUUGACUACUAUUCUAAUUUCCCUGAAAUGGCUUUGCUAUCAAGCACAUCAUCAAACUGUGUGAUCACACAUGUCAAAUCUAUAUUUGCUAGACAUGGUAUACCGCAUACUGUGGUGAGUGACAAUGGACCAUGUUUCAACAGUAAAGAGUGGCAGCAAUUUUGCAAAACACUAUGAUUUCAGGUACGUGACGUCAAGCCCUCUGUACGCACAGUCAAAUGGAAAGGCUGAGAAAGGAGUACAUAUUCUCAAACAACUUUUGAAGAAAGCAGUGGAUAGUAACUCUGAUCCAUACCUAGCACUACUUAGCUACAGAGCGACACCUCUUGAGUGUGGCUUGUCACCCUCUGAACUACUGAUGAACAGAAAGCUUCGUACUACACUACCAAGUAUGUCUACACCAACGCAGAGUCAAAAAGUACGACGGAAGCUAAAGCAACAAAAGCUAAAGCAGAAGUCGUUUUAUGACAAAGCAGCCAAAUCGCUCCCACCACUAUCACCAAGUGACACAGUGAGAAUUGAAGGUCCUGAUGGUUGGAAAACCAAAGCUACUGUUCUUCAAGAAACAUCACCACGAUCAUAUACUGUGAGGAGUGAAGAAGGACAGAUACUACGUCGCAAUCGUCGCAGUUUGCCGAGGGUUCCAGAGACUGUUCCAAACCAAGAAACAGCCGAGUCCGAGGUUUCAUCUACACCGACUGUUUCAAACCAAGCAACAGCCGAGUCCGAGGUUUCAUCUACACCGACCGUUUCAAACCAAGAAACAGCCGAGUCCGAGGUUUCAUCUACACCGACCGUUUCAAACCAAGCAACAGCUGAGUCUGAGGUUUCAUCUACACCGACUGUUUCAAACCAAGCAACAGCUGAGUCCGAGGUUUCAUCUACACCGACCGUUUCAAACCAAGCAACAGCUGAGUCCGAGGUUUCAUCUACACCGACCGUUUCAAACCAAGCAACAGCUGAGUCCGAGGUUUCAUCUACACCGACUGUUUCAAACCAAGCAACAGCUGAGUCCGAGGUUUCAUCUACACCGACCGUUUCAAACCAAGCAACAGCUGAGUCCGAGGUUUCAUCUACACCGACCGUUUCAAACCAAGAAACAGCCGAGUCCGAGGUUUCAUCUACACCGACCGUUUCAAACCAAGCAACAACCAAGUCCGAGGUUUCAUCUACACCGACCGUUUCAAACCAAGAAGCAGCCGAGUCCGAGGUUUCAUCUACACCGACCGUUUCAAACCAAGCAACAGCUGAGUCCGAGGUUUCAUCUACACCGACUGUUUCAAACCAAGCAACAGCCGAGUCCGAGGUUUCAUCUACACCGACCGUUUCAAACCAAGCAACAGCUGAGUCCGAGGUUUCAUCUACACCGACCGUUUCAAACCAAGAAGCAGCCGAGUCCGAGGUUUCAUCUACACCGACCGUUUCAAACCAAGCAACAGCUGAGUCCGAGGUUUCAUCUACACCGACCGUUUCAAACCAAGCAACAGCUGAGUCCGAGGUUUCAUCUACACCGACCGUUUCAAACCAAGCAACAGCUGAGUCCGAGGUUUCAUCUACACCGACCGUUUCAAACCAAGAAGCAGCCGAGUCCGAGGUUUCAUCUACACCGACUGUUUCAAACCAAGCAACAGCUGAGUCCGAGGUUUCAUCUACACCGACCGUUUCAAACCAAGCAACAGCUGAGUCCGAGGUUUCAUCUACACCGACUGUUUCAAACCAAGCAACAGCCGAGUCCGAGGUUUCAUCUACACCGACCGUUUCAAACCAAGAAGCAGCCGAGUCCGAGGUUUCAUCUACACCGACCGUUUCAAACCAAGCAACAGCUGAGUCCGAGGUUUCAUCUACACCGACCGUUUCAAACCAAGCAACAGCCGAGUCCGAGGUUUCAUCUACACCGACCGUUUCAAACCAAGCAACAGCUGAGUCCGAGGUUUCAUCUACACCGACUGUUUCAAACCAAGCAACAGCCGAGUCCGAGGUUUCAUCUACACCGACCGUUUCAAACCAAGCAACAGCCGAGUCCGAGGUUUCAUCUACACCGACCGUUUCAAACCAAGCAACAGCUGAGUCCGAGGUUUCAUCUACACCGACCGUUUCAAACCAAGCAACAGCUGAGUCCGAGGUUUCAUCUACACCGACCGUUUCAAACCAAGCAACAGCUGAGUCCGAGGUUUCAUCUACACCUACUGACUGUGAAACAAUGCCAACGCAGCACAUGAAUGAAGAUGUGACUGACGAUCCUGAACCUGUGUUGAGAAGAUCCACAAGGCAGAUCAAGAAACCUGUGAAUGAUGACUACGUGUAUUAUUGAACUCGUAUAAUAUCAAACUGAUUGACAAGCUAAAGAGUUCAUGUUUUUUUUAAAUAUUUUAAAUGUUUUGUAAUACUGUGGUGCAUGGAUAGUUUUUGAAAAGAUUGCAUAUUCGUUCGUUGCGUCUCGUCUCGACUACUGUAACGUAUUAUUUUCGGGUCUCCCUAUGUCUAGCAUUAAAAAAUUACAGUUGGUACAAAAUGCGGCUGCUAGACUUUUGACAAGAACAAGAAAGUU